Molecule: messenger RNA, 639 nt
Organism: Vitis riparia (riverbank grape)
Lineage: Eukaryota; Viridiplantae; Streptophyta; Magnoliopsida; Vitales; Vitaceae
Product: pathogenesis-related protein STH-21-like
Exons: 2
Coding region: 20-493 (157 amino acids)
Biological process (GO): defense response; abscisic acid-activated signaling pathway
Cellular component (GO): nucleus; cytoplasm
Molecular function (GO): abscisic acid binding; signaling receptor activity; protein phosphatase inhibitor activity
Source: RefSeq, a predicted model, not a curated record
UUUCUCAGGAAAAAUCAAGAUGGGGGUAGUCAGUUUCGCCCAAGAAUCCGAAUCGCCGGUAGCUCCAGGGCGCUUAUUCAAGGCCUUGAUACUCGACUCACACAAUCUGUGCCCCAAGCUCAUGCCUCAGUCGAUCAAAAGCAUUGACAUCAUCCAAGGAGAUGGAGGAGUUGGAACCAUCAAGCUAACCAACUUCACCCGAGGCAUUCACAUCAAGCACAGGAUUGAUGAAGUUGAUAAUGAGAAGUGUCGGUGCAAGUUCACGUUGAUAGAAGGGGAUGUGAUGGGGGAGAAGCUGAGGUCCGCAGCGUAUGAGAUUGAGUUCAUGGAUGAUGGUGAAGGAGGGAGCAUUUGCAGGAUGUUGAGUGAGUACGAGACAGUGGGAGAUGUUGUGUUCAGAGAUGAGGAUAUAGAGGAAGGGAAAGAGAAGGCGACGGAGCUGUUUAAGCCUGUUGAGGCCUUCCUCUUGGCAAAUCCUGAUGCUUAUGCUUAGUGCUACGUGCUUAUUGUCCGUAUGAUUAGAAGUGAGUUAUGCUAUAGAAAAGGUAGCAUUUUCCUUUGAUGUGGAUAUAUUAUAAUAAAUUAAUCAUUUCAAGUCAAAAUUUCUGGUCUAUACUAUUAUUCCACACCGUCCCUUAA